CGCAGAAUAAAAUCCAUCAGCAUCAGGCGUGCUGGUCAACCAAAAAGCUCUACUAACUUACGAACGCGAGCUGACAUGUACGUUUUUCAUUGACUAGUGGCAUGGUCUUUGUUCUAGAACGACUUGGUGUUCAUCAGCACGUAUUUUGCUCAUGCAGCCGUGUAACUGUAGUACACAGUGAACGAAUAAAAAACGACCACGACGAUGAAGUCCACGACCGUAACAAGGCUACUUUCCCCGUUAGCAAAUUGAGACGAGCAGCGGGUAGUGAUACGGAUGUCUCAAACUAAGGUGGACGAGAGCAUCUUCACUGAGCAGGGCCUCCAGGAGAGGAGUUAGUACAGUGACUGUUCCUCGACCGUGGGAGGAGUGACAACAUGAUGAUCUGUGGGAAUAGAAGUAGUUUUGGAAACAGUGGCACUCAGAACAGGUGGAAACGAGUGCUUCGAGAAGUAGAAACCACAACUUUCUACAUCUUCACUAUGUCCUGCUUUAUCGGGCUCUUCGACACUUUUCGGGAGUGCUUCAAUCCGAAAAGCAUAACGGGCGGCCGCGACGUGCACGCGGCGUACUACGAGCGCGUACUGAUGGCACCACCAAAGGGCACCCCAACGACGGCCACAAAGGUACAUAACAAGAUACAAUGUCUUUCUAGAAUAUGAAUUCCUCUGGUGCCCGCAUAUAUAUUGAACUUUUUUUUCAUUUGCAAUAUUGCAACUGCUGUGGUUGAUCCGUAGAAAGAUUUAGGGAGUGUACUAUGUGAAUGUGCGCGCCAAGAUGCUGCCAUCAUGCAACGCAGCUGCAAGUUUUUUUGUUUUGUUCAAACUUCGCCUUAGAAGUUGUACCUACUUUUACUUAUCCCACGACAGGCCUACUCUUCGGGGGGUGCUCCAGAGAAGAAGUGAAUUGACGCUGAUGUUGAAGAUGAUGUUGCUACAUUAUUAUUACACGCGGACGGGUGAUGGAAAAUCCUCUCAAAAAUCUUCCUAUUUCCUUACCAGCAGUCCCAGUUUUUUGAUCGGCUGAAAGAAGAAAAACGGAGACGAGUCUUUCUCUUUGACGUUAAUAUGAAUAUGUGACUUUUUGUUUCCGCUCCACUUGAAAGACGCACAUUUAGUGCGUGUGAAGAGAGAAAUAACUACGUGCAUCUCUUCUACGAGUUCCCGCCGUGUUCAAC
Molecule: messenger RNA, 1177 nt
Organism: Amoebophrya sp. A120
Lineage: Eukaryota; Dinophyceae; Syndiniales; Amoebophryaceae
Source: the annotation of a GenBank genome assembly